This is a messenger RNA of Cucumis melo (muskmelon), 2635 nucleotides long. RefSeq names its product F-box/kelch-repeat protein At5g15710. The record is from RefSeq and is a predicted model, not a curated record. NCBI's taxonomy places the organism in Eukaryota, Viridiplantae, Streptophyta, Magnoliopsida, Cucurbitales, Cucurbitaceae. Gene Ontology annotation, molecular function: protein binding. The transcript has a single exon. The coding region runs from base 581 to 1894 and encodes 437 amino acids.
UCAUUCAACGAGAGCGAAAUAGUCGCGGAGAAAAUCAAAACAAGGAGCGGGCGAAUGCUUUGAGGGAAAAUGGGAAGGAAGAAAAUCGACCGAAAAUGAGGAACUGGGUUCUUUCAACAUUAGGUCCUUCUCCUAAUUUCGAUGCCGAAUUUCUAAUCUUUGAGAUUUGAGGAAGGUUUUUUUUGUUCAUGGCGGAACCUGAUACAAUCUUCAUCUCUGCCGACAAAGCUUCUGCUUCUUGUUGUCGGGUUCCAUUUGGGUUUAUACAUUUACGUUUUUUUUUAUUUUUAUUUUUAUUUUUUUUCAUUUGGAUCACUGACUGAUUAUCUCGCUUGAGGAUCUGACACAAUGAAGUUCGGGUCGAUUUAGUUUUUGUUUUUUCUGUUUAAUUUGAAGUGGAAUGUUUGUUCUGGACACUUGGUAGUGUCGUUUUGGGAGAUGGUCCGAAGUUGAAAUUCGCUACUUAGCUUGAAAAUUUUGGAUCUUUUGGAGUGAGUGGCGUUCAAUAGCGUUCUGCAUUUUGUGGGGGAUAAGGGAGUUCUAUUGGGUAUUUGUUUCUUUUGGGAAUAAGUUCAUCGCCAUGAAUGGUAUUGGGGAAUCUUCUCAAUCUGGGUCUGGAGUUGUUGAUUCUCAAUCUUUGGGAAGUGGUGUUGUUCGUGAAGAUACCAUGGUUGUUGAACAAGGUUCGCCUCUAAGAGGUGGUGGGAGGAAUACUAGUCCAUUGGGUAGAGCAGGAUCGAGGAACACUAGUCCUUCGAGACAGAAGGUUAUAAAGACGAAACCUCGUGGAUUAGAUGAGGAAACAGUCACAACAUUUGGUAAAGCAGCUUAUCCAGACGUUCAAAUGGAAGACGGUAUAUGGGCGAUGCUACCUGAAGAUUUGUUGAAUGAGAUCUUAGCCAGGGUUCCUCCAUUUUUAAUCUUUAGGCUUCGUUCUGUUUGUAAAAGGUGGAAUUCGAUACUUCAAGAUAGUAGUUUCCUUAAAUUCCAUGCUCAAGUGCCUUCACAUGGGCCUUGUCUUCUCACAUUUUGGAAGAAUUCUCAAACUCCCCAAUGCUCAGUCUUCAGCUUGCCUUUAAAAACAUGGUAUAAGAUUCCAUUUACAUUUUUGCCUCCUUGGGCAUUCUGGUUGGUUGGUUCAUCUGGUGGUCUUGUUUGUUUUUCUGGGCUUGAUGGGCUAACUUUCAAAACCUUGGUAUGCAAUCCGCUCACACAAAAGUGGAGGGCAUUGCCAAAUAUGCAUCACAAUCAGCAGAGGCAGCUAAUUUUGGUUGUUGAUCGGACUGACCGUUCGUUUAAAGUUGUAGCGACUAGUGAUAUUUAUGGUGAUAAGUCUCUACCCACUGAAGUUUAUGACUCAAAGCUGAACCGUUGGUCACUUCACCAGACAAUGCCUGCAGUAAAUCUCUGCUCCUCAAAGAUGGCAUAUUGUGAUUCCAAGUUAUACUUGGAAGCUCUUUCUCCACUUGGUCUAAUGAUGUAUCGUUUAGACACAGGCUAUUGGGAACAUAUUCCAGCCAGGUUCCCUCGUUCAUUAUUGGAUGGGUAUUUGGUUGCCGGUACACAGAAGCGUCUAUUCCUUGUUGGUAGGAUUGGUCUUUAUAGCACUCUUCAAAGCAUGAGAAUUUGGGAACUGGAUCAUGCAAAAAUCACGUGGGUGGAGAUAAGUAGAAUGCCGCCUAAAUAUUUUCGAGUUUUGUUGAGGUUAUCAGCGGAGAGAUUUGAGUGCUUUGGACAGGAUAAUCUGAUCUGCUUUACAUCUUGGAACCAAGGGAAGAGUCUUCUUUAUGAUGUGGAUAAAAAAGUCUGGUCUUGGAUUGCUGGUUGUGCUUUGCAGUCGUGUAACAGCCAGGUCUGCUUCUAUGAACCGAGAUUUGAUGCUUCUGUACCAUGAGCUGACUUUUUUCUUUUCAGUGAAGAUUCUUUAUUACAUCCAUUCUUAUUUGAGGGCACAAUUUUUCUCAUGACUUCUUCAUGUACACAUCCAUGUAAAUUGGUACUUCACUUCAUGAUUAUGGGCGUCUGCUGUUUUGCUGGACUAACUAUGUGGUCAUAAGCUUAGGAGCAAUUUUGUUUGCAAGAUAUAGCAGUAGUAAGAAUAGUUUCAACCAAGACUCUCCGUAUAUGGAUUUAGUGACAAAUUAGCUUGAGCACAUGAUCGACUGCAUUCAAGGAAAUUAUGUGGGUGGCAAUUGGGAAGAAUAGAAGCCAAGUUUGUAUUUGCUGAUGUGUUGGUUCAGGUUCAUUCCUAGUUAUGACUAUGGCAAUUAGAUCCAUUGCUCUUGCAGUUCAAUCUGAGAUAUAAUUGUGAGCUGCUGACUCCAAAGUUCAAUGAUGACGAUCAAGAAUGUUAAUGCCAUCUGCCAGAACUUGCAGUGCGCGGUUUGGUUCCUGGUAACUAGCUGCUCAAUUCAGAUGUGGUGCUUCAAGAGGCUCUGAAUAAUUUGAGCUCUCAGACUAACUUCUAUGGCUGGAGUUAAAAUACUGAAAUCGUUGCUUUGUUAAUUGCAUAUAUUUAGUUUUCAGGGCUUUUCUCUAAUGUAAAAAGACUGAUUUGUAUCAUCUGUUCAGGACAUGAAAAGAACAAAUUCUUCAAGUUGAACUGGAAUUCUUAUACUAAACCAGAAAUUUUCUC